GCAGUGACUUUGUGACAGUGUCGAGUUGAGUGGGUUUGUCAGAAACGUUAGAGCAGUCUGGGUUUUGUUAGGAGAGCGGCGCCUCUCAUCUUGCACGACAAUAAAGAUACGUUGAUAACAAAGCGUAACAUCGGCUUUUCAUCUCGCUUCAUGUGGGUCCGAGAACUGUCACACUUCCCCUUCAAAGUGCAGUAUCGAAAUUAAGUGUAACGAUAAUGCUAAAUAUCCGACGUUAAUGCUAGCUUUAAGCUAACUAGCCCCAAUCUGGGCGGUUUUGGGUUAAAAAAGUGAAAGUCUUCUAUGUGUUGUUAGCUCAUGCAUGUCAGCAAACACUAGCAUUUAGAUGGUAUAGCUUGUGCAGGGUAAUAUGGUUGUUCUUCGGGCUGAGUAGCCCUAACUGCACUGAAAUAUCUAAUGGCUGCACCUUGAGCUAAUGUAGCCAAGUUAGCUUGUCAUGUGUGUGCAGGUUAGUACCUAUGGAGUACUGCUAGCUAGCUAAGUAGCCUAAGUUGGCCAGGCCUGCACAGUGUUACUGCUGUUCGGCGUACAAUGUUGCCUUUUUGUUUUAACCCCUUCUUUGCUUCGUGCACACUACAACGUCCAGUCCAAGUUUUGUAGCUGAAAAGAUUGUCUUCUGCAAGAUGUAGCACUAUCAAAUCAGAAAGUGGCUGCUGCACCAUGUCUCGUCACAUUCCCCAAAAUUGUGUAGUGUUGGUUUCGCGCUGUGUAACCUCCUUUGCCAGAAAUAGUAGGCUUGUUUGACCCAAUCCUUCCGUUUGUAUUUCAGUCAUGUUUCAGUAUUGUAGCACAGCCUGAGUCAGAUUUUAAACAAAAGGGUCAUGUUGAAUAUUUCCAUGUUAUCUUUCCCUGUUCAGAAUAGAGAUAUCACAGCAGUAAACAUCAGUGGACUCUGUCUCCUGUCAGGGCUUGAUAGUGUGUGUCUCUCUGUGGUGAUGAGAAUAAAGAAACAUAGACUGGGAGAGCUUGAGAUGGCUGAGAGAUAAUAACUCUCUCGUUCCCUUAUGAUACCUCAGACCAAAAACACUAGGUACUGCUCUAUGACCCGAUUAUGGACUUGAGGGCCAAAUACCUACAGAGGCAUGGAGCACCCCUGCAGUGCACCACACAGUGAGCUGGUUAAGGUCUUAUGAGUUUGGACAGAGUGAGGAAUGUGAACCCUCACACGGUCCGCUACAAGCUGCAAAAGGGGAAAGCUCAUUAAAGUCUAGACUUGAGAGGGAGCGUGGAUUUGAGGAGCAGUGCUGCAUAAUAAGAGGUAAACGUGACACAUUUUGACUGCCUCAGACGUCUCAUCUGCUUUACUGUCACAGUUCAGCCAAGCACUUGCAAACACACGCACCAUUUUAGGGCUGUUGGUUUAAGUGUUGUGUAGUGCCUCCGCUCUAACGCUCCCAUCCUGUGUCAUUCAAAUCUUAAGCCACAGUAGCAUCUAUCCGGUAUAUAACUGGCUUUGUGGCUUACCCUAUAUGAAAUUAGUUUUGGUUUCUCGUCAUGUCUCUGAAGCACAAUCAAGAAAGGCUUUAAAUUGGUAAUGCACUGUAAAUGGCUCUUCAAGCAAGACGCAGAAGUCCUUAUAGCAGUUCCAUGUCUGGCAUUCAGCUCGUCUUUACCUGCCCUGCCAUUUGAAGACACAGGCACCCCGCAGAGCAGCAGUCUUCAGAGAAUCUGAAUCUGGAACCUGCCUACACCUCACAUAAAAACUGGAGAGGAAUUUAGCUUCAAAUGUUCAGCAUCAAAGACACUGAGCCUUUAAUUUUUGCAGUGUGAUUUUUAAGCAUAUGAAACAGAACUUGGAACAGAUUGUAUGUCUUUCCAACUGCUUUUCCUAUCUUGGACAGCAUGGAUGCUCUCUUUGAAUCAGGUUGACUGUCUCUCACCUCAUCCCCUCCUUCCUGUCUCCUCAGAAGAAGGAAGGCAGGGGAUUGGUGGCGUCCCCUGCCUCUCCUAAUCGAAUACGCUAAUCUAACAAGGCACCAUUGCAGUAACUCUCUUUCAUUUCCUUGUGGCCCUACCAACUCCAUCCCUCCAUUCCCUUUCCCUCUUCAUGAAAUCCUGCCAGAGCCUCAAGGAAGAGGUUUCCGUCCCUAGCCUUGGCGGGAUGUCACAGGAGGAGGGACGCAGGGCGCCAGUGUCCCAGUCCUAUUUUCACUCCCCUAACCCAGAUCUGGACCUGACAGGCAAGCUUUACAAAAGGGAGGUUGGUGGCAAGCCUUAUUCUGUGUUAGUGGACAAUAAAAUGGCAGCCAAGACAUCCGUGGGGGAUCAGAACAUUGGUCAGUUGCCUACACAACAUGUGACUCCGCAGCAGCAUCAGCAGUAUUUCAGAGAGGGAGGAGCAGGACAGGAGGUGGGGACGCAGGGGUCCCAGGUGGGCAACAACGGCACCUCUGAUGACACUGAAGACGAUGAAGACGAUGAGGAAGAAGAGGGUGAGGAUGAGGAUGGUGAAGAGGAAGGUUACAAGCGUGAGCAGAUCAUUGUUGAGGUUAACCUGAACAACCAGACUCUUCAUGUAUCCAAGGGUGACAACAAAACUGGAACUGCAGCAGAUGACUCAGAGAGAGCAGGCAGUGACGACGAUGACGACGACGACGACGAUGAGGAGGAGGAGGAAGAGGAAGAAGAGGAGGAGGAGGACAGCCCCGAUGAAGAAGAGGAGGAAGAUGAUGAGGAAGAUGAGAUUGAAAGCCGAAGAACGAGGUCAAAGAGGGCCCGUCGGGGCGCCAGCAGCACAGCAGCUCCCAGCCAGCCGCGGAGGAAAAGCCUCAGAACGGCUCUGAGCACUGCCACUGCUGGAAUGACCACCAGGGGGCGACGGAAGCGCAUGGAGCCUCCAAAGAGCAUGCGCAGAUCAGCCAGGUCAGCCCCAUCGUCUGCCGGUUCCACAACCACCACGGCAGGAGGAAAAGCGGAGGUGGAGGAGAAGGAGAUGCUGGCGUGUGAAAAGUGCCCUCGAGUGUUCAACACACGCUGGUACCUGGAGAAGCAUAUGAAUGUCACACACCGGCGAAUGCAGAUUUGUGACAAGUGUGGCAAAAAGUUUGUCCUGGAAAGUGAGCUGGCCUUACACCAGCAGACUGACUGUGAGAAGAACAUCCAGUGUGUCUCCUGCAACAAGUCUUUUAAAAAGCUGUGGUCACUGCAUGAGCACAUCAAGAUUGUGCACGGCUAUGCAGAAAAGAAGUUCUCAUGUGAGAUCUGUGAGAAGAAGUUCUACACUAUGGCUCACGUCCGUAAGCACAUGGUUGCUCACACUAAGGACAUGCCAUUCACCUGUGAGACAUGUGGGAAGUCGUUUAAACGCAGCAUGUCUUUAAAAGUUCACUCACUCCAACAUUCUGGAGAGAAACCCUUUCGUUGUGAGAACUGUGAUGAGCGGUUUCAGUACAAGUACCAGCUGCGCUCCCACAUGAGCAUUCACAUCGGACAUAAGCAGUUCAUGUGCCAGUGGUGUGGCAAAGACUUCAACAUGAAACAGUAUUUUGAUGAGCACAUGAAGACACACACAGGAGAGAAGCCUUUCAUUUGUGAGAUCUGUGGAAAGAGCUUCACCAGCCGGCCCAACAUGAAGCGCCACCGCCGCACCCACACAGGAGAGAAGCCCUAUCCCUGCGAGGUGUGUGGCCAACGCUUCCGCUUCUCCAACAUGCUCAAAGCACACAAAGAGAAGUGUUUCCGGGUCACCAGCCCCGUCGUUCUGCAGACCAGCGGCCCACCUGUGCCUGUCCGCAUCUUUGCCAACACCUUCUCCUCCCCUUCUUCCACCUCUGGCCCUGGCCCCUCAGCUUCCACCCCAGCCACCACCUCAGCUUCCCUGGGCCUCAGCCCGACAGGAGGGCCCAUGCCUCCACGAGGCCCGGUGGGACACACAUUCUCUCAUGUGCAGCUCCACUCAACCCCUUCUCACCAUCAUCCCCACCCAUCAACAACCCAGCAACACCUCUCAAACACACCCCAACACGCCCCACCUCACCCCCACCAUCACCUGGCUGUGCCGCCAGUCUCCCACCUGCCCCCACCCCCUGCCCUUUUUAAGAGUGAGCCCCUUAACCACUGCGGGCAUGAAGACAGCAGCUACCUGCACCACAUUGCCCCUCCUGACAAGGGUCCUGGAGCCCCACAGCAUCACUGAACUGUGCUCCAGUACUGCAGGCCCACACCAAACCGCGCCUUGUUCCUCUUCCUCUCAUAGUCCUGCCUCAGUCUCUCAGUUGCAAGACCCAUAAAACAAGGGUACUCCUCUCAAACAGAUUUAACUAAGUUAAAAGCUAAAACAUACACACGUGUGUAUGAGAAAGAUUCAGACUGACACACCCUCAGUGCACACAUUAUUUAAGUAAGACCCCUACCUAAAAAUCCUGGUCAACUGACAAAGAUUUUACAACCUCUAGAUUUUUUUUGUCUCAAACAGUUUCUUAGGAAAUCUACACAAAACGAUUUCUGUGUGAGUUCUCUAUCUGUACAUUGAUGGGUGUAAAGUAUCUCCUUCUCAUCAAAAGCUGCUGAUGGAAGUCAACGUAUGUAUUACCUGGGCUUCAUGGAUCAUCAAAGAUCAAUGUCAUUGAACUUUCGUCUUCAUGUCAUGUUGACUUACGGUUGCACAUCGGUCCAGACUUUUGCAGGUCCUCCCCAUAGCAAUACUCAACCUGUCCUCCGAGUUGUACUGUAGAGCAUCGGGCCCCACAGUAAUGUUUAAUGAAUGUUGUAACUGGUUCUACCUGAAUCCUUCUCUGUCCUAAGGCCAAGGCUGAAGCUUUCUGCCAGAGUGGCAACAGCAGUUGUGUAAGAUGCAGUGCCAUAGGUUACAGUAAGAAAGGGGGGAGGAAUUUUUGUAAAAGACAUUGGAAACAAAAGUUUUGUAAAUGGUUAGUUGAAUCUAGACAUAGUCUGAGAUUCAUAUCAUGGUUAAAUGGUGCUUUCCAUUCCAGUACAUGAAAAUAUUUCUUAAUUUUGCUUUUCCAUUUGAUUUUCAGAAGUAUAAUAUUACAAAUUAACAAUGUAUUGUGUCAUACAGGACAUGUCUUGCCAGCCUGGCUUUUCUACAAUGGACUUGAUGUUUGAUUAGAUAUUUUGUGAACAUGAUACUCAAGUUAUGCAGGACAUGCCGUAGGCACACGCAGCCUCACACUUACUCAAGCACACACAGAAAACAAAGACCAUAGUGGUCACUGAUUUACUUACUGUGAUCAGUGCAACCUCAGCUUUCAGUACUGUUGGUCAACAGAUGCUUUUAGAUAACAGAUGACUGUCAAAUACUGCCACUGUGAGGGGCCAGACACAUGGCCCCAUCAGGAUUUACCCCACCUCCCUUCGCUGCUGUCGAAAUGAUACGGGUUACCAUGUUAAAGGUCAUUAGACACACACAGUAUACACACCUGGGACCUUUCUCAUCACAGGUCUUAACAGACAAUUAUGCAUAUUCCUCUCAGCCUAUAUAUUCCACGGUUUGGUGUGGGGCGUUGUAAUGUAAAGGUUUGUUUUUGACUUUCAUCAUACUGACAUACUUUGAUCCACACAGGCAAACGCGUGUCUAAAACUGUUGAAUGUUGCCUACGCAGAAUGAUGGCUGAUGAGUCAUUCAUAUGUGUUUUUUUUUUUUUGUUGUUGUUGUUUUUUUUUUGUUUUUUUUUUUUUAUGUUCUCUGAUCGUUUGCUCAGUUUUAAGCUAAUGAAUGGUUCUGUAGUGUAGAUAUACUGUUUUUAGCACAUGAUAAGAAAUGUCAGGAUAAAAGGCAGUUGUCAUACAAUUCUGAAUACUUGGAAUUCUUGUAUAGAUAAGCAUACAUGUGAUCAAGUCAUAGCAAGAAAUUACAUUUUGUUAAUGUAAUAGCCAAUGGUGUGAAUGUUAUUUGUUUAGAAGACGCAGAAAUGGUUGGCAAGUAUUUGGCAUGAAUUUGGGUUGCUUGGUUGUUGUCCCUUCACCCAGUCUGAUGGUGUGUUAAGGAGGAACAUUGAGCUUCGAGUGUGUGUGUGCGCACGAGUGCGCAUUUGUGUGCAUGCAUUAGCCUCUACCAGUCCGUUCCGUUUGUCUGUGUGUCUGGUUGUCCCCAGUGCUCUUGUACCAAAAGCUGCUUUUACACAGUGUGCCCCAAUAUAUGUGUAUUUGGGGAUACCUUGAGAUGGACAAUAGCAGUAACUUUAACAUGAUCAUCUUUCUGCCGCUCUAACGGUAUUCAGUCUGAAGUGGUUAAGCUCAGUAGUUUAGGCGGUCCCUUUUUUUUUUUUUUUUUUUUUUUUUUUUCUUUGAGACUUGCAAUUAUCCUGCCAUUUCUGUGGGUCUUAAUACCGCUGCAUUAUUUGCUUAUCAUGCUGUCCCCUCGGUUUCACUGCUGUGCUUCAGCAUUUUGCAGUAUGGAUCUUUGUCUUGUUUUUUUGUUUUUUUUUUAAGCCUUUUCAUUUGUGUGUAUUCUCUGCACUUUACUGCUGCGUGGGUGAGGCGCAGGGAAGGGAGGGACUGACAAUGCAUUGUGGAGAACAGAGUGCAGUUGUGGCUGCAUGGGAAAGGGUGGAGGCGAUUACUUUGAAUGGAUGUUUUUUAGGCAAGGAAAGGAGGAGAAUCCUGGGUGGAGGCGGUUAGUGUGGAAGGGACCAUUGCAAACGAAGGACAUUUCUUUUAGCAUGUGCUUAAAUUUAAUUUCCUUUUUUAAUUUUUUUUUAAAAAAACAAUUACCCUUUUGCUCCAAUAUGAACCUUCCCUCAAAGUGAAAGCGAUGUUCCUCCUGCUUUGGCAACUUUACACUAGCCCCUCCAAGCUACGUCUGAAAUACAUUCUUCUGUUAUAUUUGUUCAUGGAGUCUCUCUCUGUCAUGUCCUGUUAUGUCUUUCAGUUUGCCGAAUGAUUCUCCUCCUCCUUUCUUUGUUUUAUAGAAUGCACUUUCUACUAAAAUCCUUGGCUAGUUAAGAAAAAAUAACAUUGUAUAUUCUUUAAAGAUGUUUUAAAAAAAAUCAAUAUACUUUUUCCCCUUUGUAUUUUUAACCACUUAAUGUAGCAUUGCGUAUUUUAUUAUUGUAUCUGGUACAAAAUGUGCAGCUUUAUAAUGUCCUGGUUUGUCUUUUUUUUUGUAUGUUAUCUGGAGAUUGAGGAGAAGUGAAAAAGUUGGGCCUUUUUUGAUAAUGUACAUUUAACUGACUGCUAACUUUGAGAAGUAAAAACAAGUAGCCAUGAUUAUCACA
Lates calcarifer (barramundi perch) is the source of this 7193-nucleotide messenger RNA. RefSeq names its product zinc finger protein 652 (gene znf652). Lineage: Eukaryota; Metazoa; Chordata; Actinopteri; Centropomidae. Gene Ontology annotation, biological process: regulation of transcription by RNA polymerase II. Bases 2066 to 4153 code for a protein of 695 amino acids. The record is from RefSeq and is a predicted model, not a curated record. Gene Ontology annotation, molecular function: DNA-binding transcription factor activity, RNA polymerase II-specific; RNA polymerase II cis-regulatory region sequence-specific DNA binding. The transcript is spliced from 6 exons. Gene Ontology annotation, cellular component: nucleus.